CACUGAUUGGCGGCACUGAUUGGCAGCACUGUAGUUGGCACUGAUUGGCAUUGAUAGGUGUCACUGACUGGCACGAUGAGUGACAUUGAAAGGCAGCUCAGAUGGGCACUGAUAUGUGGCAUUGAUGUGUACUGGUAUGCACUGAUAUGUGGCAUUGAUGGGCACUGAUGGCACUGCACUGAUGAGCACUGACAGGUGGCACUUCUGGGGCCACACUGAUCAUCAGGGCACACUGAUCAUCAGUGCCCUGAUGAUCACUGUCAGCGUGACAGCUCGAGAGGAGAGAAAUACCGAUAACCGGCAUUUCCAUGUUUUCAUGUGAUCAGCUGUGAUUGGACACAGCUGGUCACAU
This is a messenger RNA of Staurois parvus, 352 nucleotides long. Lineage: Eukaryota; Metazoa; Chordata; Amphibia; Anura; Ranidae. The record is from the annotation of a GenBank genome assembly.